AUCACCAGUACAGCUCAAUCUACUGAAAUACUUGGCAGUUGGCAUAGGUAAUUUCCUGUUUUGAUACUAUUGCCGAAUAGUUAACAUGUAUAGUUGAAUCUGUGCCGGCGUCUUUAUAACAAUUUUGUUUUAUUUUAUUUAUCAUUUGCGAAGGAUCCAAUAAAUCAUGGGAAUAAAAGGUAAACGAUCGACGUCCUUAUUAGUGAAGUCCGUUUAUUCCAUAAGGGCGUAAUGCAUACACAAUUUUCUGAUACGAUCUUAUCGACGAACGGCCGCACUAAUAUUAUAACAUGCAUACUGCUCUUGGCGCUGGUAUUUCUGAAAACCGCAGAAACCGCGGAGGAAAUUAGUGAUGAACUCAAGCAGGCGUUUUGCGAAAUAUUUCCCAAUACGGAAAACUGUGUACCCGAUAGUUCACCGAGUGCCGGCUCCCCUGUGAAGAACAACGAGCAGAGGUGCAAGUGUGUGCCGCAGCAUCUGUGCGAGGACGAUCAAGUAAUCGUUACGAAUAAAAAAAGGAUAAUCGAUAUCAGAAUUAGCCAGUGUUCCGACUACUUGGAAACGUGUUGCUACAACCAGACGGAAACCCAAGCCGACCACGAUUACAAUGAACUGAACGCCGGCUGUGGGGUUUGGAAUCCGUACGGGGUAGGGUUCACCAUCACUGGCAAUGAUAACAACGAAGCGCAAUUCGGCGAAUUUCCCUGGAUGGUGUCGAUACGCGAAGAAGACGAUUAUACGUUGUCCAGAAACAGCGUAUGCGGUGGGUCGUUGGUUCAUCCCAAAGUCGUGCUGACCGCAGCUCAUUGCGUUUACGGAAAAAACCCCAAGAGUCUAGUAGUUCGUGCUGGCGAAUGGGAUACAAUGACAACGAACGAACCGAUUCCUCAUCAAAACAUUAAAGUAGACAAGAUCGUGAUGCACGAAAAAUACGACGAUAUAAUGGCCUAUAACGACAUCGCACUGAUACUUGUAAGCAAACCGUUUAAGUUGACGGAAAACAUUCGAACGAUUUGUUUGCCAAACACAGGAUUCGAGAACGGCUUAGAGAGAUGUUUUGCAAGCGGUUGGGGCAAAGAUUCGAAGUCUGUAAUAAGGUCUAAUCAAGCCAUUCUAAAAAAAAUCGAGUUACCCAUCGUACCCCGUUCAGCAUGUUUAGAUGAGUUGCGAAAAACCCGACUUGGGGAAAGCUUUGAACUUCAUGAAAGUUUUAUUUGCGCCGGUGGAGAAGAUGGAAAAGACACUUGUGACGGCGAUGGCGGUAGUCCGUUGAUGUGUCCCAUACCAGAAUAUCCCGAUAAGUUCCAUCAGUCUGGUAUAGUUUCAUGGGGAAUAGGUUGCGGACAAAAUAACAUACCUGGAGUCUACACGAACGUCGCCAAGUUUAGAAAUUGGAUUGACAAACAAAUGAACAAACAUAAUUUAGAUAAACAACACUACAAUCCGAGCGCAUAAAAUUUGUAAUAAUUAUGUAUUUAAAUAUUGUAUUUGUUAUUAGUUAGUAUUAUAACAUGUUCACUAUACUAGUUAUGUUAUGUUCAAAAAACGAAAAGAAUCUUUGAAAUUUAAGUAUCAGAAAUACUCAAAAAAACCAUAGUACAAUGAAUCAAAUUAUAUUUAAAAAAAUUACUUAAUUAUUCAUUAAAUGAGUGUUUUUUAAAAUUGUUUUAUCUCUUUUGUAUGUCUACGUCGUUUCUAAACUUUUUU
Molecule: messenger RNA, 1707 nt
Organism: Adelges cooleyi (spruce gall adelgid)
Lineage: Eukaryota; Metazoa; Arthropoda; Insecta; Hemiptera; Adelgidae
Product: phenoloxidase-activating factor 2-like
Exons: 7
Coding region: 232-1455 (407 amino acids)
Biological process (GO): proteolysis
Molecular function (GO): serine-type endopeptidase activity
Source: RefSeq, a predicted model, not a curated record